Messenger RNA from Macrobrachium nipponense, 552 nucleotides. RefSeq lists its product as uncharacterized. The transcript is spliced from 3 exons. The record is from RefSeq and is a predicted model, not a curated record. The coding region runs from base 36 to 341 and encodes 101 amino acids. NCBI's taxonomy places the organism in Eukaryota, Metazoa, Arthropoda, Malacostraca, Decapoda, Palaemonidae.
ACUUCCCUCGUCAGACUUACGACAGAGACGCCACGAUGAAGUUUACCCUGGUUUUCCUGUUGGGCGUGGUCGCCUUGUCUACUGGACGACCAGAUUCCAUCUUCGAUUUCGAUCUGGACGACUUCGGUCACAGCCAAGAGAUCGAUGAUGAUCAUGUGAUCACCGGGUCUUACACGUGGACAGCUCCUGACGGGACCCAGUUCUUCGUCAGGUACAUCGCCGACGACGACGGCUAUCGGGUACUCGACUCCAACGCCAUCCCCGUGAGUCCCUUCGGUCUGAGGGCUAACGGGCAGCAGGGGUCCUUCUUCAGGUCAUCUGAGGAACUCUUCGAUGACUGAGAACUUCUUCGGUAGGAUUCCUGCAGUAGGAUUUCCAGUCGGUCACGUACUCUAGACUGUCGGAAAGUGGCCUCCUAGACUGCAUCAACAUCCUUUCACCCUCUCAUGUUUAUUUAUGUCAUAUUCAUCCAUUAUGGCGAACCGUUCAAAAGGUUGUCAUUUUGUGAAGAUGGCAACUCACUAUUGGUCACGUUUAUUCACCCUAUGCAAA